AUGGCGGGCGAAUCUAGACGCGGUGGUCCACCUUCCAAAAAUGCCUAUGUAACUCUCCUUACACGGCCCUCGUAUCUUGCGGGUGCCAUUCUCCUCGCCUAUACACUUCACAAGCACUCGCCAUCCACGCCACUGAUCAUAUGUUACACCCCGGACACCCUUCCGGAAUCAUCAGUCACCGCCUUUGCCGCCGAAGCCAAACAUUCCAACAUAAUCCUUCAACCCGUCGAGCACCUCCGCCUCCCCGAAGAUGGCACCGCCCAUGGCAUGGUCGCCGAGCGCUUCAUCGAUACAUGGACCAAGCUCCGUGUCUUCGACCUAUGGGACAUGCCCCAAAAAUGGGAACGGCUCUGCUGGCUCGACGCCGACAUGAUGAUCUUCUCCGACCCUUCCCCCUUGGUCUUCAACGCGCAAAACGACGAGUACCUAACUGGAGGAGAUGGAAUGAGGACAAUGGCCGUACACACCUGCGUGUGCAAUCUCGACCACGACGCCUGGGCGCCCGCAGAAUGGACCAAGGAAAACUGCGCCAUGACGCCCCUUUCCUCCUCGGAUCAGUUAGCAGAAGUCAAAUCCGAACCCUACACGCUCAGCAACUUCAACUCUGGCACUUUUCUGUACCGCCCGUCCAAACAGCUUGCAGACUUUGUGAAGCAGAAAUUUGAAGAGCUAGGCAAUGCCCGUCUUCGUGCUAUGAAGUUUCCUGACCAGGAUUUCCUGAAUGAAGCAUUUGAUGGGCGCUGGUCCCCCCUUUCAUGGCGUACGAAUGCGCUUAAGACGUGGCGGUAUUGGCAUACGAAUAUCUGGACUGACGACUCGUAUGUUGCUGUCCUACACUAUAUUGUGGAUAAACCGUGGGCUGCGCGCAAUAAGCCUGAUGGUAGCGCGGGGUAUCUGGGCAAAGAUGGGGAGACGCAUAAGUGGUGGUGGGAUGAGUUUGAGGUUUGGCGGAGGGAAAGAGAAGGGCAGGGGGAAAAAGAGUUGUUAAGUGUUGUGGAGAAGUAUGUUGCGAGUGAGGAUGGGAAGGAGAAUGAGGAGAUGAAGGCGAUUGGGGGUGGGGCUCAGGAUUUUGCGAAGAAGUGGGAUAAGAAGGAGAAGGGGAAGGAGAAUGAGGGGCAUGGGAGUAAAGAAGGCGGUGGGCUGAAGUUAUCGGAUGAUGCGCAGAAGAAAGCAGACGAGUAUGGUCAGGGGCCUCAUGGUCCUAUACUGAGAAAACCGAUGCUGGGCGAGAGGGGACAUGGACCUGUUGUUCACGGACGUUAA
Messenger RNA from Bipolaris victoriae FI3, 1263 nucleotides. RefSeq names its product glycosyltransferase family 8 protein. The record is from RefSeq and is a predicted model, not a curated record. Bases 1 to 1263 code for a protein of 420 amino acids. The transcript has a single exon. Gene Ontology annotation, molecular function: glycosyltransferase activity. NCBI's taxonomy places the organism in Eukaryota, Fungi, Ascomycota, Dothideomycetes, Pleosporales, Pleosporaceae.